AUGUCGCGGCCGGACCUGCUCCAGCCGCCGGCGUUGCACGUCGUCGGUCCAACGCCCUCGCCGACGCCCUCGCCACGUGCAUCGCCGGUUCCAGGUUACCACCCGUCGCCGUCGGGCGGUAGCGCGGUCCGCAGCGCUGCGAGCAGCCGUCGCUCCACGGUGUCGUCGCAGGUCCCGCUGCUGGCCGACGACUGCCUCAAGCCGCCCGCCAGCUCGCCGUACCAGAACAGCAGCGCGUCGCCCGUCUCGCCGUCAUGGACGUACGGCGCCUCCGCGGGGGCCUCUCCGGUGUCCUUCAUCCAGCUGACCCCCGAUCCGUGCCCGAGCCUGUGCCUGCCCGGCAUCUCCGUCGUCGACGACUCCAGCAGCAGCUUCUCUGGUCAUGAGCUGGCGGCCUCGAACUCGUUCCCGUCCUACGCCGACGCCCAGCCCGACAAGUGCGACAGCUUCGGCUUCACCCCCUCCGGAUACUGCGACUUGCCGCCACAAGAUGUCGUGUGGAACGCGGGCCUGUGGUUUCCCGGCGCGGAAUGCUCGUCCGAGCCGGACGUCAUGAAGCCGCUCCGAGUCGAACGCCCUGUGCGCAUGCGUUCCGUACAGCGGCACUUCAAGGCGUUCAGCAGCCCCAGCAUAGACACGCCCUCGUCCGCCGGGUCGACCAUGUCGUCUGUUGAAACGGAACACAGUGCCACCGUCACGUCAAUAAGGGAGAUGUCGCGCUGCGCCAGCCCGCUCUCGAUAGACGAUAAGAAGACGGCGGUCCCGGAUGAUGCCCUUGUCUGCUUGGGUCCGCAAUGCCUAAAGUCCUUUGCGUCUCAAGACGAUCUCACGGAGCAUGUCCAGGAGAACCACGCCCACGAUUGCUACUGGCAAGGGUGCCGUAAUCCCAGUCAUGUCUCUCGCGAUGCACUGGCGUGGCACGUCAAGGAGCAGCAUCUGCUCGUCUGUCCAGUGCCAGGUUGCAUGGAGACCGACUUUGCCGACAUUCGCAUGGUGCGAUCACACAUUGUCGUGGCGCAUCCGCGCUCCAGCAAGGACGACAUCAAAGACUGGCAACUCCCAAAGCCGAAGGCCGCCGAAGUCAUGGUCCGCUCUUCGUCGAAUGAAAGCAACAAGUCGUCCACGAUGCCACCCCCCGAUCCGAAAGAGGCGGCCGUCGAGCAGGAAAUGCUGGCCGUCGCCCUCGCGAAGCGAAAAUGCCACGAACAGCUCCGCAACAUUGUCGAGAAAAAGGUCAAGAGGAGUAACGUGGGGACGCCUCGGAACGCCGACUCUCCAACAGAUCUGGUCCGCGCCCGAGCAUCCAGGAUCAUUGACAAUGCAUCUUUCCCGCUCGUCUUUGAACACGCAGUCCUGCCGUUCCUGGCCGAGUUUCUGCCCAAAUGGACCAACCCGCGGCACGUUGUUAGUGUGGCAAGAGGCCGGACGCCACAGACGAGGCGCCUAUGCAUCAUGACGCCUACCAAGAUCUCCCGCGCUCGCAAGAUCAUCAUCGCGGGCCACGUCGUCGACCUGCUGCCCGAAAGGUUCAAAUGGAGCGUGUCCUUUGUCUUCACCGUCGGCGAGAUUGUCCGCUCCAGGAGGUGGCCGAGAGGCCUCGGAGCGGGUCACAAAGACGAAGUGUGCGCGCCCAGAAACCCCUUCCACUUUCCACACCCGUGCAUGGGCGACAGCAUUGGCAUACGUGGGAACGGCAGCGUCCACGACAGCACGGCAACUCUUGGUCCCUGCAUCCACUUCGGUGGAGCGCAAUUUUGGCUGGCCAACUUCCAUCCGUUCGAGGAAGCAUACCACAAGUUUCUCGAUAUCGUGGUCCAGCAUCCGUCCCCUGAGGACCGGGCUCUCUGCACCAGAGAAAGCCACGACGCGCUGGAUGCUGUCGGUGACUUCUCACUCGGCCGUGUCCGUGCCACUUCAGGCAUCGAUCUCAAGACGACUCGAAUCUCACACGAUCCGUACUGGGACGAUAGUCUGGUUGACCGUCCCCUCGUCAUAACGGACUGGGCGUUGAUCUCGGCUGCCCAGCCAACUCGCGGGGCCAACAUGCUGCGUCGCUUCCCUUCGGAUACGCAGCCACCUGCUCACGAGCCGCUGGUCAACUCCACGUCGGUCGAUGGCAGUCCCCGCGGCGUCAUUCCUGGCAGCAUGGUGGUUUCCAGCGGCCGGACGUCUGGAUACCAGCAUGGACAGAUAUGUGAAUGUCCGGCGUACGUCAGCCCCGAGUAUUACGGCACGGGCAAGCUCACGAGAGAGUGGUUUGUCGAGGAGCCUCCCGGAGACAACGAAGACGAGUGGAUCCGAGGUGGCAUUGGCGUCGAGGGCGACAGUGGUGGUGUCAUUGUCGACACUGAGACGAACUGCCUUGUCGGCCAACUCUGGGGUCGGAACCAGUACUGGGGCGCGGGCAUCCGUCAGACAUGGUUCACGCCGAUUGCGGACAUCUUCGACGACAUCCAGGAAAAGUGCGGGCUGGGCAGUCGACCACAGCUCCCACAGCAUCGCGACGAGGCGGACCGAUACGCCGUGUAUCCCUCGUGCCGACAGUGCUACGAUCUGCGAACGUAUCUGGACACGCGCAGGAGCUCAAGGGCUUCGUUCCAAAGCGUGGUCAUGUGUGUGGCCGAAGGCGAUCCAGAUCUGACGUCUGUUGAGGCGGAGGAGCUAGCUACGCCGCACGAGUACCGCGGCACCGGCGUGGAAGAGGUCGGGGCGUCGUUCCGCAACAUCGUGUCCGUCAUGUCCCCGACGGAGGCACGGCCAGGACCGAGCACGCCCACCUCGACGACGGCUUGGACCUCGGCCUAA
Molecule: messenger RNA, 2805 nt
Organism: Purpureocillium lilacinum
Lineage: Eukaryota; Fungi; Ascomycota; Sordariomycetes; Hypocreales; Ophiocordycipitaceae
Source: RefSeq, a predicted model, not a curated record